This is a messenger RNA of Gryllus bimaculatus (two-spotted cricket), 5458 nucleotides long. The record is from the annotation of a GenBank genome assembly. Lineage: Eukaryota; Metazoa; Arthropoda; Insecta; Orthoptera; Gryllidae.
GUACUGAAUUGUGGGUGGUGGAACAAGCAUGGCAAGCUGGUGACGUGCUCAUGCUGGAAGCAUGUGGAUAGCACAGCUGUAAGAUCGGCAGUGGCGUGGAGAUAUUGAGUGACACAUCUGUCAAUUGGAUUGAGAACGUGAAAAUAAUUUAUUAGUGUUGGAUUGUCGCAUUUUAAAAAAGAUCAAGGUCAAAUUAAUAUCGUUCAAAAUGGCAAUUAAUCUGUUAGCCAGCCGGUCCGAUCCUCCUUUGGCUGCACUUGUUGUGGCCAACAUGGUGAGAAGUAGUGUAUGUGUGUCUGUCAAGUGGGGCACAAGGAAUGCGCUUGAAUUGCCGGGAGCUACAAUUGAUUCACCUCUUAAUAUCUGCCGUUACCUGGCAAGAACUUUACAGAAUGAUUCUUUUUAUGGUUCAGAUGCACUUCAAAGGACAGAAAUUGAUCACUGGCUCAUGUUUAGCAUUGGUCCAUUAUCUUCAAAUGGUGAAUUUUCUUCAGCUGUUGAGUAUUUGAAUCAAGUUCUUGGUCCUGCAACUUAUCUUGUAGGAAAUCAUCUUACUUUGGCUGAUAUCUAUGUGUGGAGCACUUUGCACAAAUCCAGUAAUUGGAUCAACCUCCUUCGAUCUUCUAAGGCUCUAGUAAAUGCUACUAGAUGGUAUAAUUUUAUCAGUUCUUUGGACAUUGUGACAGCAUUGAUGUCGUCUCUGCCUGACGUUGUCUCAAGUGCUAUUUCUGUAUCAAGUGUAACAGAAAAAGGAAACAAAGAUACAGCUAAACCAAAGGAUGAAGGGAAGUUUGUUGAACUUCCUGGUGCUGAGAAAGGAAAAGUUGUUGUGAGAUUUCCUCCUGAGGCUAGUGGGUAUCUGCACAUUGGACAUGCCAAAGCAGCUUUACUGAACCAGUAUUACAAAGAUGCAUAUGAGGGAAAAUUGAUCAUGAGGUUUGAUGAUACCAAUCCAGCAAAAGAAAAAAUUGAUUUUGAGAAAGUUAUUUUAGAAGAUCUCAAGCUUCUCAAACUCACUCCAGAUUCAUACACUCACACUUCAAAUUAUUUUGAAUUAAUGCUAGAAUUGUGUGAGAAGCUGUUGCACCAGGGUUUGGCCUAUGUUGAUGACACAGAUGCUGAGACCAUGAAACAAGAGCGUGAACAGCGCAUUGAAUCAAAGAAUAGGAACAAUUGUGAGUAUGCUAGCUGUGGAGAAGAAUUUGAAAAUGUGGGCUGAAAUGAAAGAAGGUUCUGAAUCAGGACAAAAGUGCUGUGUUCGUGCAAAAAUAGAUAUGAAUUCUGCCAACGGAUGCAUGCGUGAUCCUACAAUAUAUCGAUGCAAGAAUGAGCCACAUCCGAGGACUGGAACCAAGUACAAAGUAUAUCCAACAUAUGAUUUUGCCUGCCCAAUUGUGGAUAGUAUUGAAGGCGUGACUCAUUGUUUGCGUACCAUGGAGUAUCACGAUAGAGAUGAACAGUUUUUCUGGUUCAUUGAGGCUCUUGGAUUGCGCAAGCCACAUAUUUGGGAGUACAGUAGACUCAAUAUGAUGAAUACUGUUCUUUCUAAAAGAAAGCUGACAUGGUUUGUGGAUGAAGGCUUAGUGGAUGGGUGGGAUGAUCCUCGUUUUCCGACAGUUCGUGGAGUAUUACGCCGUGGUAUGACUGUUGAGGGUUUGAAACAAUUUAUUGUUGCUCAAGGUUCUUCCCGAUCUGUUGUUUUGAUGGAAUGGGAUAAGAUUUGGGCAUUCAAUAAGAAAGUAAUUGAUCCUGUGGCACCACGAUACACAUCAUUAUCCACAGAUAAUGUGCCUGUUCUUGUGAAGAAAGUAACUGCUCAAGCAGUUAAUGUUCCCAAACAUCCCAAGACUUCAAGUGUUGGUGAGAAAACUAUUUGGAUUGGUCCCCGUGUCCUUAUUGAUAGGGAAGAUGCAGAAACAUUGAAAGAAGGUGAAAAUGCUACUUUCAUCAACUGGGGAAAUUUGCUUGUGGAGAAGAUAAACAGGAAAGACGGCAAAAUUACAUCUAUAGAAGCUUCACCAAAUAUUGAAAACCAAGAUUACAAGAAGACUGUGAAACUUACAUGGCUUGCUGAAACAGAUCAGGCACCCUUUGUUCCUUGUGUUUGUGUGUAUUUUGACCACAUUAUUAGUAAGUCAGUUCUUGGUAAAGAUGAAGAUUUCAAAGAUUAUGUGAACAAAAACACUAGAAAAGAAGUUUUUAUGUUGGGUGAUCCAGAGCUUCUAAAAGUAAAGAAAUCUGAUAUUAUCCAGCUCCAGAGACGUGGCUUUUUUAUUUGUGACACAGAAUAUGCUCCACCAAGUCUUCAUUGUGGUCGUGAAACUCCAAUUGUUGCUGUUCUUCAUUCCUGAUGGACGAACAAAAGAAAUGGCUACAUCAGGGAGCUCCAAGAGACCCACGCCUCCUGACGACGACUACUACUACUACUCCAUCAAAGACACCUGCCAAAACAGCGUCUGCGGCCUCCGUGCCAGCUGCCUCUCCUGUCCAAGCUCCACACGUGAGCUCUGGGGAUCCUGCAGGCAUCAACCAGAAGAUCCAGGCUCAGGGAGAUCUUGUUCGCAAGCUGAAGUCUGAGAAGGCUGAUAAAGAAACUGUUACCAAAGAAGUAAAUGUACUUCUCAAGUUGAAGGCUGAUUUCAAAGCCAUAACUGGCAUUGAUUGGAAGCCAGGUGUGCAGGCGCCAGUUUCCUCUUCUGUCAAAGCUUCACAAGCUGUGAGCUCUGGGGAUGCUGCAGAUAUCAACCAGAAGAUCCAGGCUCAGGGAGAUCUUGUUCGCAAGCUGAAGAGUGAGAAAGCAGAUAAAGAAACUGUUACUAAGGAAGUAAAUGUGCUUCUCAAGUUGAAGGCUGAUUUCAAAGCUGUAACUGGCAUUGAUUGGAAGCCAGGUGUGCAAGUGCCUAAAACACCUAUUGCAGAGGCUCUGAUAAAAGUUGUUCAAGAAAUCAAGACUGAACCUGCUGAAUCUCCUGAAGCUUUGCACAAUAAGAUUGUACAACAAGGUGACAAAGUACGUCAGUUAAAAUCUCAGAAAGCUACCAAGGAUGUAAUUGAUGCUGAAGUCAAAGCAUUACUAAGUUUGAAAGCAGAUUUCAAAGCUGCCACUGGUCUUGAUUGGAAACCUGGAAUGAAUGUACCUUCAGGCGAUGCAAAACAAUCUUCUGAUUUGGUUGAUAGUUUGAAUAAGAAAAUCGUGGAGCAAGGGGACAAAGUUAGGAAUCUAAAAGCACAGAAAGCUUCGAAGGACAUUAUUGAUGCUGAAGUAAAAACCUUGUUGAGUUUGAAAGCUGAAUUUAAACAAACUAGUGGCCAAGAGUGGAAGCCAAAUACUGUAACUAGUAAUCAAGCAGCUUCACGUUCAUCUCCACCAAAAACUCAGUCUACUGCAAACAUGGCACCUACUCAAAAAGGACUGAUUGGGGAAAUUAUAUCUCAGGUUUCAAAGAUUCAAGAAUUAAAAUCCAAAAAAGCUUCAGAAAGUGUUCUUGCCACAGAGAACAAAUCAUUGUUAAAUCUUAAGACUGAAUUUAAAAAUAUAACCAAUCAAGAGUGGGAUAGCAGCACAGAUGCAGCCCAAUCAUUUUCUGCAAUAGUAGCUGCACAAGGUGACAGUGUUCGCCAGUUAAAGAGUGCAGGAUCAAAUGCGGCACUUGUAGAUGAGCAGGUUAAGAAAUUAUUGAAGUUAAAAGCAGAUUUCAAAACUCUCACUGGUGAGGAUUAUGCUCCAGCAGGUUCAAAUGCUGUUAGAUCAAAACCAGAAAAGAAAAAAGCAGCACCCCAAAAAGCAAAAGAGAAGCCAGCAAGCACUACCUCAGCAAAGAAAGUUGAAGAUAAAAAACAAACAAGAUUAGGACUGGAAGCUACUAAAGAAGAAAAUCUUCCUGAAUGGUAUUCUCAGGUUUUAACUAAAGGUGAACUAAUUGAAUAUUAUGAUGUAAGUGGCUGCUAUAUUUAUCGACCUUGGUCAUUUGCUAUAUGGGAGACAAUCAAGGAUUUCUUUGAUCGUGAGAUAAAGAAGUUAGGUGUUCAGAAUUGUUACUUUCCUCUUUUUGUGUCUCGUUCAGUGUUGGAGACAGAGAAAACCCAUGUUGCUGACUUUUUCCCAGAGGUUGCAUGGGUUACUAAAUCUGGUGACACUGAUAUGGCGGAACCUAUUGCUAUUCGUCCAACAAGUGAGACUGUUAUGUACCCUGCUUAUGCAAAGUGGGUGCAAUCAUACAGAGAUCUACCUAUUAAACUAAAUCAAUGGAACAAUGUUGUGCGUUGGGAAUUCAAGCAUCCCCAGCCAUUCCUCAGAACACGUGAAUUUCUUUGGCAGGAAGGUCAUACAGCAUAUGCUUCUUGUGAAGAGGCUGAAAAAGAAGUGACAACUAUUUUGGAUCUGUAUGCCCAAGUGUACACUGACCUCUUAGCAAUUCCGGUAAUUAAAGGCAGAAAGACAGAAAAAGAACAAUUUGCUGGGGGAGUUUAUACCACCACUGUGGAAGCAUUUAUUUCAGCCAGUGGACGUGCAAUUCAAGGUGCUACUUCUCAUCACCUGGGUCAGAAUUUUUCAAAAAUGUUUGAAAUUACAUAUGAAGAUCCAGAUACUAAAGAAAAGAAGUUUGUGUACCAGAAUUCAUGGGGCAUCACAACAAGAACUAUUGGAGUAAUGAUCAUGAUACAUGCUGAUAAUCAAGGUUUGGUGUUACCUCCUAGAGUUGCUUGCAUUCAGGUGGUAAUUGUUCCCUGUGGCAUAACUGUUGCAUCAACAGAUGAAGAACGAUCAUCACUACAGUCGGCUUGCACUGAUCUUGAAAAUGAAAUUAAAGCAAGUGGGUUGCGAGUGUAUGGAGAUUAUCGUGAUAAUUAUUCUCCUGGCUGGCGUUACAAUCAUUGGGAAUUGAAGGGUGUGCCAAUUAGAGUGGAAUAUGGUCCCAAAGAUCUUGCCAAGCAGCAAAUUGUAGCAGUAAGAAGAGAUACUGGAGAAAAAAUAACAUUUUCACGUAAAUCUGCUGUAAAAGAUAUUAUCAGUCUUCUUGACACAAUUCAAAGUGCCCUACUUGACCGUGCUCAAAAGGAGUUGACUUCACAUACUGUACUAAGUACCAAAUGGGAUGAAUUCUGCCAGAAGCUCGAUGAAAAGAAUAUUAUUUUGUCUCCUUUCUGUGGAGAUAUUAAAUGCGAGGAGCAAAUAAAGAAGGAUAGUGCUAGGAAUGAUGAUGCUGAACCUGGUGCUCCAUCAAUGGGGGCCAAAGGUUUGUGCAUCCCCUUUGAACAACCUGCUGCCAUCACCCCAUCUGAUAAAUGCAUCUUCCCAUCAUGCAAGAACAAACCUAAGUAUUAUACUUUGUUCGGUCGCAGUUAUUGAAAUUGCUUUGUUCCAUAAAAUUCAUUGCUAUGAUAUUAUAAAUUUUUGUUUUAUGUAACAUGCAGUUCUGUCAUUUUACAAAGUUGAAAUAAAUUUCCUUUUGGCCUU